This is a messenger RNA of Aspergillus nidulans FGSC A4, 1059 nucleotides long. RefSeq names its product putative mitochondrial carrier protein. Gene Ontology annotation, biological process: transmembrane transport; 5'-adenylyl sulfate transmembrane transport; 3'-phospho-5'-adenylyl sulfate transmembrane transport. The transcript is spliced from 6 exons. Gene Ontology annotation, cellular component: mitochondrial inner membrane; membrane. The record is from RefSeq and is a predicted model, not a curated record. Lineage: Eukaryota; Fungi; Ascomycota; Eurotiomycetes; Eurotiales; Aspergillaceae. The coding region runs from base 1 to 1059 and encodes 352 amino acids.
AUGAGUCUGAAUCGCCAGGAAGCAACCCGUCAUGACGGGUCAGAUGGCGUUGACAAAAGUGCUUUGUCGAAAAUCUCGCAAUUAGAGGCACCCACUUCGACUCAGGAAACAUAUCCGAGAAGCUCCCUCCUGCACGGAGCUAGAGUUGCAGUCGCCGAGCCCGUUACGGCAGCUUUCCUAGCUGGGGGAGUAGCUGGCGCUGUAUCGAGAACCAUCGUAUCGCCGCUCGAACGUUUGAAAAUUCUUCUUCAGAUCCAAAGUGUCGGGAGGGAGGAAUACAAACUAUCAAUCUGGCAGGCCCUAAAAAAGAUUGGACGGGAGGAAGGCUGGCGAGGCUUUUUGCGGGGAAAUGGCACGAACUGUAUACGGAUUAUCCCGUACUCAGCGGUGCAGUUCGGCAGUUAUAAUUUCUAUAAAAGGUUCGCUGAGCCUUCGCCUGAUGCGGAUUUGACGCCAAUACGCCGACUCAUUUGUGGAGGGGCGGCUGGGAUAACCUCAGUCAUUGUAACCUAUCCCCUUGAUUUGGUCCGUACAAGGCUGUCCAUACAAUCUGCCUCUUUUGCGGCUCUCAAGCGUGAUAGCGCCGGCGAGAAGUUGCCGGGAAUGUUUACGACCAUGGUUUUAGUCUAUAAGAAUGAGGGCGGCUUUUUAGCGCUUUACCGUGGUAUCAUUCCAACCGUAGCCGGUGUUGCCCCUUAUGUUGGCUUGAACUUUAUGACAUACGAAUCAGUUCGUAAAUAUUUGACUCCUGAAGGGGACUCCACACCCAGUGCUCUUCGCAAAUUGCUGGCCGGUGCCAUCUCAGGGGCUGUGGCACAAACAUGCACCUAUCCCUUCGAUGUCCUCCGAAGGCGUUUCCAGAUCAACACGAUGUCCAAUAUGGGCUACCAAUAUGCUUCAAUCUUCGACGCCGUAAAAGUGAUUGUGGCCGAAGAGGGUGUCCGCGGUCUCUUCAAGGGAAUCGCGCCGAACCUCCUUAAAGUUGCUCCCAGCAUGGCGAGCAGUUGGCUCAGCUUUGAGCUCACCCGGGAUUUUUUAUUGAGCUUUGACGAAAGGUGA